GUGCUGCGGUGAAGUAUUUAGAGCAGGGAGCGCUAGUGAAGCUUUUCCAGUGUGAACGCCGCAGCUAACCUGUUUGGAGUGUGCUGUCAAUCCCGCUUCCCCUCCUCCUUCCCGUAGCGUCGUGUGCUCUCACUUUCUCUCUUUCCCUUCCCCGGGCAUUUCUUGUAUUUUUCUCGGACAGUUUACGGAGAGCUCGUCAGCCGACAGUAUGUCUGGAGAGACCGCCAGUGCGCCCGAGUACUCCGCCUUCUUCGCUGUCAUGGGGGCUUCGUCUGCCAUGGUUUUUAGCGCCUUGGGAGCAGCCUACGGUACGGCGAAGAGCGGAACAGGUAUUGCCGCGAUGUCUGUAAUGAGGCCAGAGUUGAUUAUGAAGUCCAUCAUUCCUGUUGUCAUGGCUGGUAUCAUUGCCAUCUAUGGUCUUGUAGUAGCAGUCCUUAUUGCAAACUCUCUGACGCAAACUAUCACGCUAUACAAGAGCUUCCUUCAGUUGGGUGCAGGCCUCAGUGUAGGCCUGAGUGGUCUAGCUGCUGGCUUUGCCAUUGGUAUUGUGGGAGAUGCCGGAGUGCGGGGUACAGCACAGCAGCCUCGACUAUUCGUGGGAAUGAUCCUGAUCCUCAUUUUUGCUGAAGUCCUGGGUCUGUACGGCCUUAUUGUGGCUCUUAUCCUGUCUACAAAAUGAAGAAUUCCACCUUUUCCCAGUUCGCCUGUUAUCCAAAAGUCAACACUUGCAAAUAAUGGUUUUAUCUCAUGUGUACAGUCAUCCUACACCCUCUACCCCCAACUCAAUAUUUUCUCCCCCCACUUUACCUGCGCAGUUGUAAGUUAGUGACUGUUGUGUGUAAUCCCUUUAGCUAUUUCAUCAAUUGGACUUCAGGGCAUUAUCAGUCCUGACAACCUGUGGGUCGGAAGCGGCCAUCGCUUCUUCAACCCUCGCCUGACUCCUCCUUCCUCUGCGUACAGUUUUUUUCCAUUCCAUCCGAUUGUUUCCGAACAAGUUCCAUGUAUAAAUAUGAUCCUAGAACUGUAAUUUCCCCUUUACACUUCAAUGUUUUAUUUAUAUAAAAAUGUAUUGUUCAUACUUCUCAAAAAAAGAGCCAGCUUUUUUUUCCCCCUCCCUUCUGUAACCUCUCGGUCUCUUUGCUGCGUAUAUAUUUAAUCUUUAGCUGUAUCUGUGUGGGAUUUCCUUGUAAGUGCUGAGAAUUCCCUGGAUGUAAUAAUUUGGAUUAAGAUUGCUGUAUUGUUCAGAUAUUGGAGUGAGGUCUCUCUUUAUAGUUAUAUAUUUUUGUUUUAAUACAAAAAAAAAAUUAAAUUCCAGUCUGUGUUAACUGGUGACCAGAACAAAAUUUUAAAAGCAAAACCUGCACAUGUAUGGUAAAGUUACAUCUGCUGCUGGGGUUCAGUUACAGAUUUCCAAAUAAAACAUCUCCAAUCCAA
Xenopus laevis (African clawed frog) is the source of this 1434-nucleotide messenger RNA. RefSeq names its product ATPase, H+ transporting, lysosomal 16kDa, V0 subunit c L homeolog (gene atp6v0c.L). The record is from RefSeq and is marked provisional. Lineage: Eukaryota; Metazoa; Chordata; Amphibia; Anura; Pipidae. Gene Ontology annotation, molecular function: proton-transporting ATPase activity, rotational mechanism; proton transmembrane transporter activity. Gene Ontology annotation, cellular component: proton-transporting two-sector ATPase complex, proton-transporting domain; proton-transporting V-type ATPase, V0 domain; vacuolar membrane. Gene Ontology annotation, biological process: proton transmembrane transport.